CUGACGCACGCCAGCACCGCCCCCAAGGCAUCGCCCUUUUAAGAGUCCCUCUUGCUCUGCUCCCCUAACUGGUCGUCCGAAGAAGAAGCCGGUAGAGCUGGCGGGACUUAGACUCGCUCUUUCAAAAACCCACGGUUCCCGACCCGACCCGCCGGAUCGACAACUGGGCCCUUUUAAGAAGCAAGCCCCCAGUGACCUCCCCCCCCACCCCUUCUCCCCCGAUCCCGGAGGAGUGAGGCCCGGAAAGAAGCGCGAGUGGAGCCGUGCGCGGGCGCCGAAGACAGACUGACGGACCGACAGACGGACAGUCAGCCGGAGCGGCAGCAGCGGCGGCGGCGGCGGCGGCACGCGAAGAGCAGGACACUGUCUGGCGGCCAAGCGGGCUGGCUGCGGGAGGCGGCGGCAGCGGAUGGGGACCUUGAGCUGGCCGGUGGCUACGGAGGUGGCGGCGGCGGCAGGGGCAGGGGCUGGCAAGCUGACGGGACAGCGGCUGCGGCGGCGGCGCUGGCGGCGGUGACAGACCCAGGCCCCGGCAGCAGCGACGAGGUGGCGGGGGCUGGCUGCAGCGGCCAGAGCGAGCAACCCGCGGGGUCGUGAGGGCGCCAGGCCGCCCCCUAGUCCAGCCCAGCCCCACGCCUCCUAGUCUCCCCCCAGCCCUCCGGGGCCCCCAGCAGCCGGGGCCGUGGAGCACCGGGGCAAAGGCCGGGGUCCCCCCAUGAAGGAGCGCGACUCGGCCCCGGCCGAGCGGGGCAAGCCGGCCACCUACACCGGGGACAAGAAGGCGAAGAUGGCGGCCAAGACCAACAAGAAGUGGGUCCGGCUCGCCACCGUGUUCGCCUACGUGCUGUCCGUGUCCCUGGCCGCCAUCGUGCUCGCCGUCUACUAUAGCCUCAUCUGGCAGCCGGUGGGGGCCGGCACCUCGGGGGGCUCGGGCGGCCCGCCUCCUGUCCCCUCCAACGCCACGGCCACGCCGCCUGCCGGGACUUCGGGGAGACCGGCUGGGGGCCCCAACACCACGGCCUCGCCGAGGACCGAGGCUCCGGGAGACGCUCCCCCGCUGCAAAGCCCCGGGUCCUCGGUCGGGCUGCUAAACCCGCCCGGAGAGCAGCGGCGGCAGCAGGAGCCAGAGGACGAAGCGCCGGCGGCUGCACCCAGGAGUCGCUGAAGCCGCUCUGGAUGGGGGUGGGGAGGGAGGGAGGCUGGGAAUCCGUCCCUGGCCUUCUCCAACCCCAGAGGGGAGGACUUUGCAGCCGCCGGUGCCCGGCAGGGAGAGUCGGUGGGGUGGGGGUGGGGGACGUGGACCCCCGCCGCGACAGCUAGCAACCCCGGGUCCCAAUGGGCCGGCCGCCCCCGGGCCCGAUCUGCAGCUGAGAGAGGGACCGUGAUUCGCCGCUGACUUUCGGUUCAGUCCUCCGAGGACCGUGAUGCACCAGGGCCCGAACCGGGAGGAUGGAUGGGGUGGGGGGUGGGGAGAUUCCCAGCUCCGAACCUCUUUGGCUCUCUUGGGUAUCCUUAAGCGGGAGGGGGUGGCAGGGGCUUUUCCUAUCCCCCACCCUGCCCCAGACUCAGGGGUCGGAGGGAGCUGUAGGGGCUAGUUUUAAUAAGCUGAAGCUCUCACGAAAGUGGGGAAUACAAGUAGUGGAGCUCAGGUGUCAACCUAGUUGCAAUGGCCACAGAUGCAUUUAAUUUAUAGAACCGUGUAUAUAGUUGUUGACAUAUGCACUUAGAAGCUAUAAUUACAUAGAACUAUAUAUAUCUACCCACAGCCUGGAUAGCUACCGACUGGUGUGUCAAGCAAGGGCUAGUGCCCCGAAAAUGCUGGCCCCCAAGUGCAGCUACUCAGGAGGGCACGGUACCUUUAGUUAUGAAUUGGUUUGUUCAUCACCCCCUUCCAACAUCCUCCUCCAGCUACACGAAAGCCAAUUGAUUUGUGACAUCCUCAAACCAACAACGUUUGUUUUGGGGUUAGUUUUUAGACUUGUUGACAUGACAGUGAAAAAAAUUUGAGGAGGAAGGGAAGCAGUUUUUUGGGAGAGUGGGAAAUGCAAUGACACCCCUACCCUCCCAAGAGGCUUCCUGUUGCAGUUCCAAUUAUCUGGACUGGAGCCAGGACAGAAGGAAGGAAAAGAGCAAGGCCUCUGUAUGCUUUAUUCUUAACCUUCCCAUCACAGGGGUAGGCUGGGGGAAGUCGAGCAAAUAGAGUGGCUGGCAAGAAUUUUUCUGUCUUUUUGCUGCCCUUCAAGGUCUUGGCAUUACUCCAGUAAUCACACUCUUAUCAUGCUUAUACUUUCCUCCCUCUUGAUCCUGUAGUGAAAGCCUAACCCUCUCCUUGGUACUAAAUCUGUUCUGGUGAAAUAAGAGCCUUGUCACCAGUUUUCUGGUUUAGGAGCUGUACCACAGAAUCACAAGAGUUGCGGAGGUGGGCUUCAAACUUGUAAUUGUGUUUAGGCACAAAUAACUUUUGAUAGCCAGCAAACAGAAAAAUCAUGUGAAAGGUAAAUUGAUGUGGCUUUCUCUUCCCUGAUAAAGUUUCUAUUAUGCAGCAUAUAUUUUUUAUUGUGGGGUUGAGAAACAAAAGAAAAUAGCAUGGCUUUGAAGAAGCAGGAGUCAUUUUUUCUAUUUGGAUUCCAUUUCCCUCCUCCAUUAGCUAUAACCAAGCACUUUCAGUGCAGUGACAAGAGAGCAAACCUCUUAGUAUUUCCUUUUUGGGAAAAUAUGGCACUUUAAGAAAAAAAAUAAGCAAAAAAACUUUUCCACCUGUGUGUCCUGAAGUGGUUCAUCUCUGCUGUUUUCUGGCCUAGUAUUUAGCCAGCUGCAAUUCAAAUUUACCAGAUAGCAGCUAUGCUUUAAAGCCAUUAUCCUGUGUAGGCCAAGAUAAUAGCAUCAGAGCUGUCAUAGCCUAAGGACAGGCCAGUAGCACCCUGAGGAGUACUGGCUAGAGGAGGACCUCUUAGCUACUGGAAGUCUAUGGGGCCUUUUUUUUUUUCCAGUAGAGAGAAUGGUGGGGAAAUAACAUAAAAGAAUCACCUUUAUUACUUCAAUAAUAGCCUGCAAUUUAUAUUUACUGUGUGAAUUUUUAGUCCUAUAUUUUAAUAAUUUGUAAGUUUAUCUGUUGUCUCAAGAUCUUUUUGAAAAGAGACCAUCUAGAACUCCCCAGCAUUCCGGGACUGUCUUAAUCCACCUUGGGAUCAAAGAAUCUAGCAAGACCAUUCUAAUGUCCAACUGCUGCCCCACUAACUCUCUAAAGCCUUCACUGGAAAUGGGACAUUUGCUCCAACUCUAGGUGUGAACAUGCUCAGAGACCUUAUUUAUAAUUCAGCCAUUUAAGAUAUACCUGUACUCAAAAGUCCUGUAUAUUUUUUAAAAGUUUUAUUUUUCAGGUGAACAAAAAUACAUUCUAAGAACUCUGCCUAAACAUGCGUGAGAAUGUUAUUACAUUUAUUUUUCUUUUCAGAUAACUUGGAAAGAAAAAAAGGCAGGGACCAGGAAAAGGCUAUCUUCAGAUGAAGCCAGAGCAGUUUUGAAAGGAUUGGGGGGGUGCGGAAAGAGGGGGGUAAUCUGAGGGCUCUGACUAGAUUGAUUAAUAAAGAGAUCAUUUCACUUUAGACCUGAUGCAGUCUUAAAAUCUUGGGAAUUCGGUGUGGAUCCCCAAGAUGCAAAAGUAACAGCCAAGGUGCCCAAGCUUCACUUGCAGCUACAAUUUCAGUGAUGAGCUUGGGAGGCCAGCUUGAGGUUCAAAUGGUGAGGACUUAGAAACCCACUGACAGGCAGGGCAGUUGUGGCCCUGGCCAGGGGUAGGGGUAAGGUGCCACUUGCUGGCUUUAUCUUUAAGGGGGAGGGAAGGGAGGGAGAGAGUGCCAACUUCAGAAACCUUAAAAGGCAGUUUUGGAAAGGCUGGGUAAGAAGGUACAAACAUAAGGGAUUAGGCACGAAGCAAAGUAUAGAAGAAGCAAUUCAAAUCAACCCAUUGUGGGCGAAAUGCUGCCCAGUACAAAAGUAGAACUAAGAGCCAAUGUCAGAGGGGCCCCCUGAGGCUUGUGCUUCACAAGAGCUGCUGGGGGGCAGCCUCUGGGCUUUGCCAUCACCUUGUAGUCUGCAGGGAGGCUUGGAAAAGGUCCGCCCUGCUUUUAUUCUCCUCUUCAACCCACACAAUAACAUUUUGUUAGAGGGCUGAGUAAGGCAGAGCAAAGGAGGAGGCAAGGAGUUACAUAGUUCUUUCAGCCAGCCCCUUCUCUCUCUCGAGAUGGUUACAUGUUGCUUCUACAGCUGUACACAGCUUCACACAUUGUGGCACAUGACAGCAGCCUGUACUGUGCGAUAUGCAGGUCCCUGCUGUCUAAUUAGAAGGGAAUUGUUCCACCAAGACAGGGCCCAAUUGGCUGGGGAGUACUGAAUGCAAAGAGCUUAUUUUCAGGGGUUGGAAUCCUAGUUGCACAAAUGCCCAUUAACUCUCAAGUCAGCGGGGAGAGGUUUAAGCCAAGGAAUUGGCUUUCUUUUUGAGUCUGUUUUGUACCUGAAGUACUAGGGCCAUUUGUGUGUGUGUGUGUGUGUGUGUGUGUGUGUGUGUGUGUGUGUGUUCGAAGUUAUGCUUUUAUUCUCAGGUAUCCAGGAAAAAACAUUAAGUGAAAUUUGGUUUAGAGAUUUCCCUGAGCUGCUUAGGCUCUGAGUUUCUGCUUUGGACAUUUUUCUCCAUUGAUAUUGAGGUAGAGAAAAGUAUUUCUCCGUAAGGUUUACAGAGCUA
Molecule: messenger RNA, 4741 nt
Organism: Monodelphis domestica (gray short-tailed opossum)
Lineage: Eukaryota; Metazoa; Chordata; Mammalia; Didelphimorphia; Didelphidae
Gene: INAFM2
Product: InaF motif containing 2
Source: RefSeq, a predicted model, not a curated record